Messenger RNA from Columba livia (rock pigeon), 2452 nucleotides. It is a transcript of the gene HPRT1, whose product is annotated as hypoxanthine phosphoribosyltransferase 1. Bases 145 to 801 code for a protein of 218 amino acids. The transcript has 9 exons. Gene Ontology annotation, molecular function: hypoxanthine phosphoribosyltransferase activity; magnesium ion binding. Gene Ontology annotation, biological process: guanine salvage; hypoxanthine metabolic process; purine ribonucleoside salvage. NCBI's taxonomy places the organism in Eukaryota, Metazoa, Chordata, Aves, Columbiformes, Columbidae. Gene Ontology annotation, cellular component: cytosol. The record is from RefSeq and is a predicted model, not a curated record.
CGGCCAUGUUGAGGGCGGGGAGCGCGGAGGGCGCGGAGGCGGCGCCGGGGCCGCUGCGGGGUGCGGCGCCUCCCCGCUCCUCGCUGCCGCCGCCGCUCCUCCGCGCCGCCCGCAGCAGCCGCCGCCGGCGGGCCGCCCCGCUCCAUGGCGACCCCCAGCCCCUGCAUCGUGAUCGGCGAUGAUGAACAAGGUUACGACCUGGACUUGUUCUGCAUACCUAAACAUUACGCAGACGAUUUGGAAAAAGUCUAUAUUCCUCAUGGGCUCAUCAUGGACAGGACGGAGAGGCUGGCACGAGAGAUUAUGAAGGGCAUGGGAGGACACCACAUUGUAGCUCUCUGUGUACUCAAGGGUGGCUAUAAAUUCUUUGCUGAUUUAUUAGACUACAUCAAAGCACUGAACAGAAACAGUGACAAAUCAAUCCCCAUGACUGUCGACUUCAUUAGGUUGAAGAGUUAUUGUAAUGAUCAGUCAACUGGAGAUAUAAAAGUCAUUGGCGGAGAUGAUCUCUCAACCUUGACUGGAAAGAAUGUUUUGAUCGUAGAAGAUAUAAUUGAUACUGGUAAAACAAUGAAAACGUUGCUGUCUCUACUUAAGCAAUACAAUCCAAAGAUGGUGAAAGUAGCCAGUUUGUUGGUGAAAAGAACUCCUCGAAGUGUGGGAUAUCGGCCAGACUUUGUUGGAUUUGAAGUGCCAGACAAAUUUGUCGUGGGAUACGCCCUAGAUUACAAUGAAUACUUUAGAGAUUUGAAUCACAUCUGUGUGAUCAGCGAGACGGGGAAGCAGAAGUACAAAGCAUGAGAGCAAGUCCAAGCGCUACGACAACAGAGCUUUGAAUUGUUUUGUUUACCGAGUCCUAUCUUUCACAGGCUUCACUCUGGUACACCAGCUAAAAUUGUAGAACACCCCAGCCCCAUCGUCAUACGCUUUCUAUAAUUUAUUGCAUGUACGCUAUAAGAUCUUGUCUUGUUCAUUUAUAUUUUAGAAAUGCAAACAACUAGUGCGAUUCUGCACUCCUUAUUUUGAUUUGCACUAUGACUCUACCGACUAUUGCUGCCCCUGGUUGGGUUGUGCCGUUUGUGAGCUCCAGAGUCUAACUCUUGCAGUGGUAAAUUGCUUAAACCUCAUCAACCCAGAACUGAAAUAGUUCAAGUACUGUAAAUGUAAAACAUUUUAUGAUAGGGAAGUCUAUUAGUAAUAUUUUUAAAAUCUGUAAUUUAAGUUUUAUAUUUUAAUGCACAAAUGUGAUUGUGAUUAAUGGAUAGUUGCACCUUUGGGUGUUAUAAAGCAUGAGGAGCAGCCAGUUACAGUAUCUGUAAUCUCCAAAGAGCUCGUUCAGAUCUCCUGGAGUUGCCUUAUUGCUUUAAAGGAAGGCUGGGUGAAAAACGUCUCUUUUCUUUGUUUUUUAAAGGAGGUGGAACGACAAAACAGAAUGUUUCAAGUCUAGUUUUAGUUAAGCUGCCUGUUUCUGUUAGAUCUUUUUUUCUUUAAAAAUAUCCAUCAGCCAGUGGAAUUGCCUUUUAAAUUUAAACAAUUUUAAUAUAUUUGUGAAAAAGUAUUGUAAUGUUUACUUUAUAAGAUCUGCAAAACAAAGUACUUUAAAUAAAGGCUGUCUCUUUAAAAUAAGCCCCAUACAUCUAUGCCACUCAUUCUGUAUAUUAAAAUGCUUUUGAAGUUUCUCCUCAGUAAUAUUUUUUGAGUUUCUGACAGUGGAGGCAGACUCUACAUUUUUUAUCUUUAUAGAGCUUUUGGUUAACAUUAUUCUGUCUACAGGAGAGAUGAUAAAGUGCUGAGGGAAAAUAUUGGAACACUUGCAUGUUCUGUAACCAAACCUGAUUUCAGAGAAAAUGGUUAACGCACUGUCCUUUGUUCUGUUUUGGCAAAAACAAAGAGUGGAGAUUAUGUGUUCAUUAAACAUAUACACAUGAAAAAAAAACCAAACGGCCGUUUUGUAAGUAAUCAUUUGGGUUUAUUUCACUAACACCUCUGUUGGUGUUGAGUUUAUUUCUAACCAAGUCAGCCCGUCUCACACCUCGUCCUCGGGCCCUGCGUUUGUCCCUUCCCGUACGCGUUCUUGUACUUGUGACGCUGUGUGCUCAGAUGCGAUGCUGCUCAGUGCUAAAUACACAGUGAAGUGUUUGCCAGCCUGUUUUGACAGAUUUUUCUGUGCUUUUGAAGUUUGGGUUGUGUUUCUGAACCUGUCCAAGUACUGUGUGUUGUUAUCUAUCCACAGUGUGUUCACUUACAACUGUAGUACCUAGUAGCAGACCUACAAUAUAAAUAACUUAUACAAUUAAUUUAGAUCAAAUGACCACAAUGUGUAGAUCUGUAUGUAAAUCAAGGUUCUCAUUAGCAAAUACUAGAACACUGGUUGUGAUUAUACUGUACUUAUGCAAUGUUAUCAUUGAUGUUCCAAAGAGCUUUUAUAAAUGUGCUACGGCAACUAAUUGUA